Sphaerodactylus townsendi is the source of this 2227-nucleotide messenger RNA. Its product is annotated as glucagon receptor-like. The coding region runs from base 475 to 1773 and encodes 432 amino acids. The transcript has 15 exons. Gene Ontology annotation, biological process: cell surface receptor signaling pathway; adenylate cyclase-modulating G protein-coupled receptor signaling pathway. Gene Ontology annotation, cellular component: plasma membrane. NCBI's taxonomy places the organism in Eukaryota, Metazoa, Chordata, Lepidosauria, Squamata, Sphaerodactylidae. The record is from RefSeq and is a predicted model, not a curated record. Gene Ontology annotation, molecular function: peptide hormone binding; glucagon receptor activity.
UGCGCUGGGGGCCAGGCGCCCGGAGGGGGCGCGCCCAGACCGGAGGCUCCGGCCACUGCGGGAGGCGGGAUCUCCCCGGCAAGAGUGGGCCAGGGGUCUCGGAUCUGCCCGGGAAGCGCGAGAGAGAAGACUAGAUGGCUUACGCGGUUGGGAGUUCCUUGCUGAACGAGCAGACAAAUGUUGAAAAACGCCGCAUUCAAAGAUUGAAAAACAACAACACUGAAAAUACUGCUUUUGUGGUGCUGGAUCUGAGGAUUGCUUUGUGCGGAGAAGCGGAUGCUACCUUCAUAGGAAUGAAUAAUAGAAUCAUAGGGUUGGAAGGGGGCAUAUGAGCCAUCUAUAAGGAUGAAGCUUCAUUGACCAGAUCCUUAGAGCAUCCAAGUUGGCUCCCAAGUCGCACUGCAAGAGGCAAAGGGGUCUUGGGACAUCACCGUUUUGGUCCUAUGAGCCACGUGUCAAGGCCCUCAGUUGACCAUGAGGGAUGUGUUUCUCUCCCACUCCACAACAAGACUUGUUCAUCUUCUCUGGGUCAGCCUGAUUUCCAUGGAGAGCUGCAGUGCCAAAGUUUUGGAGAAGACGUUUGAAGAAUGGAUGAGGUACAAGGCUGAAUGCUUGAAGAAGAUGGCAAAUGACCCUUAUCCUUCCGGGCUGUUCUGCAACCGGACUUUUGACAUGUACGCCUGCUGGCCGGAUGGGAGUCCAGGCACCGUUGUCAAUGUCACUUGCCCCUUCUACUUGCCUUGGUUUGAAAAAGUUAAACACGGGCAGGUGAGCCGCAAGUGCGGGGCCGACGGGCAUUGGGUGCAGCUGAAUGGGACGGAAACCUGGAGGGAUCACUCUCAGUGCCAGGAGGAGACAGAAGCUGCCAAUGAAGAGGUAGGGGCCCACCGAUUGAUGGUGAGCUUCAAGGUCCUCUACACAGUGGGCUACUCCCUGUCGCUGCUGGCGUUGGUCCUGGCUCUCCUCAUUCUGACUGUUUUCAGGAAGCUACGUUGCACUCGGAACUACAUCCACGCGAAUCUCUUUGCCUCCUUUGGGCUCCGGGCGGUUUCAGUGAUCGUGAAGGAUUCGUUACUGGAGCAGAUGUGGGGAAAGAAGGUCUUUCAGGAGUCUGAUUGGGCGGCCCUGCUGAGCAAUGAGGCUGCAAUUGGUUGCCGAGUGGCUCAGGUGGUGAUGCAGUAUUGCAUUCUGGCCAAUCACUAUUGGUUUCUGGUGGAGGCGGUGUACCUGUAUAAGCUUCUGAUUGGAGCUGUCUUUUCAGAGAAGAAUUACUACACCCUCUACCUGUAUCUCGGCUGGGGGACCCCCGUGGCUUUUGUGGUCCCGUGGAUGGCUGCCAAGUACCUAAAGGAGAACGCGGAGUGCUGGGCUCUGAAUGAGAACAUGGCUUAUUGGUGGAUUAUUCGGAUCCCUAUUCUGCUGGCAUCCGUGAUCAACCUGCUGAUCUUCACGCAGAUCCUCAAGGUGAUCUUGGCCAAGCUGCGAGCCAGUCAGAAGGGCUACCCAGACUAUAAAUUGCGGCUCGCCAAAGCUACUCUGACCCUCAUUCCCCUCUUUGGAAUUCACGAGGUGGUCUUCAUUUUUGCCACUGAUGAACAAACCACAGGCGUCCUGCGCUACAUCAAAGUGUUCUUCACGUUAUUCCUCAAUUCCUUCCAGGGGUUCCUGGUUGCUGUACUCUACUGCUUUGCAAACAAGGAGGUGAAAUCUGAAAUGAAAAAGAAGUGGCACCUCUGGAAACUGGACCACACAGCGCUCUGCUGCACCCAAUGAAGAACUAUCCAGACCGGCAUGGGAACAUGCAGAAGCAGCCAGGAGAGUUUGCGGGUGUCCUCGAAACAGGCAUUGAGACUGUGCCCCUUUGGGCCAUUCCUGUUUCUGCAAGCAACCAAGUAUUGCUUUGGGACGGCUGUCUGUCAUCUCUGGCUCUAACCCCAACUCUGAUCGAAGGGUUUAGGGCCACACCCCUGAGAAAGAAGGGGGACGGCUAUGACUCUGACAAACAGGGCUGGUGCGCCCCAUGACGUCAAAUGGGGUGGAUGGCCAUGAGACUGCUUUAUGUGCAGGAAGGAAAAAGCUGGGAUGAGUUGAUAAAGAUAGAAGGAAGUUUCACUGAAUGGAGAGAGGGAUCUAUAUUAUAUGCAAGGGGGUUCAAGCCUCGGCUGUGCAAAGAAGAAGAAGAAGAAGAAGAAGAAGAAGAAGAAGAAGAAGAAGAAGAAGAAGAAGA